UCAAAAUAAAGCUCCGGCGGGAAGGAGGAAGUUCUGCGUGUUCAGAAUUAGAAACAUUAGCUGCUACACAAAGUGUGUUUUUAGAGUCUAAGAGUUUUUAUUCCGUAGUAUCCAAGUGUCUCCGGAACUGACAUCAUUAGCCAUUUAGCUUCAGGCUAUUUUACACGUUACAGCAAGUUUGACAGAGCGCUCUCCCCAACAUGUUGUUUUUGCAGCUCAUUACCUGUUUUUCGUUCAUGCAAAUUUGUACGGCAGAUGAGACGAAAUUAAAAGUAAAAGCCGCUUCGAAACCUGUGAGGUUGUUCACAGACGAAGAGCUGAGAAACUACGAUGGAACUGAGGAAGGGCAGCCUAUUUACAUGGCCAUAAAAGGUGUGGUGUUUGACGUCACGUCUGGAAAAAAAUUUUAUGGGAAAGGUGCAGCUUAUAAUGCUCUUGUAGGGAAGGACUCAACCAGAGCUGUGGCCAAAAUGUCACUUGAUCCUAAAGAUCUGACACAUGAUGUAGCUGGUCUUACUGAGAAAGAGCUGGAGUCCCUGGAGAGCGUAUUUACUGGAACAUACAAAUCAAAGUACCCUAUAGUGGGUUACACGAGCAGACGAAUUCUCAAUGAAGACGGCAGUCCCAAUGAGGACUUCAAACCAGAGGACCAGCCAAAUUUCAGUGUCAGAGCUGAGCUUUGAUACUUUAGAUAAACAGGAACAUUUAGCUCUCAGCAGUAGUGAUGGUUAGAUAUCCCAAACUGAUUAAUCCUUACUGUCUUUGUGUGAGGUAAGAUUUCUAUCUGACAAUGUGACCGCAGAUUAAUUUUUCAUGAUGUUUCUCAACACUGGGCUUUUUAUUUGUCCUUUCCUGACAGUGUUCCAAUGUCAGAAUAAAAAAGGUACUUGUUGUAACUUAAUGUAAUCCAAUACAAUAAUUGGUUGUAUUUCUGAACUAGUGCUAAAGCAAACUACAGCUACAUGUACAUCUAAAGUAGUUUUUUGCAGCAGGACAUUAUUGUUGUAGCAUGAUAAUAGCAAAUAUUUUUGUAGGGGAUUAUUAUAUGGUGUUAAACAGUUUCACUCUGUCUGGGAAAGUAAAAAUGUUCUGUUUUUCCAUUUGUUUUCAUGAUACUAUAGGGGAAGUUUGGUAUUACUGUGUACUACUUUAUACAUUGCACCUCUCUUAUCACUUUAAAAGGUGGGAAAUGAAUGUAAAUUCUUUACAAUUCUGAAUAUUUAUCUUUUUUAACACAGCGAUAUUUUAGUACACAGCGUCAUAUUGUUGUACUUUAUCUAGACGCGUCACACUUUGCCACUGCGUACUGUACGCAGCCGUCUGGUGGUUUUAACCUGAUGCGCUCUGGGUGGUCUGGCUACCCACACUCUAGUAAAGGAAUGAUGCACACUA
Messenger RNA from Pygocentrus nattereri (red-bellied piranha), 1392 nucleotides. RefSeq names its product neudesin neurotrophic factor (gene nenf). The record is from RefSeq and is a predicted model, not a curated record. Gene Ontology annotation, cellular component: membrane; endomembrane system. The transcript has 4 exons. Lineage: Eukaryota; Metazoa; Chordata; Actinopteri; Characiformes; Serrasalmidae. Bases 201 to 683 code for a protein of 160 amino acids.